AUAUUUUGUGAAUUAACAAUAGCCUAACAGUCAUUUUCGAAUUCUGGUAACAUUGGCAAUCGGGUCGCAUUUAGAUGUGUAUUUUUAUAGCCCUCCGUUGCAAGAUCGUGGAAACGAUAUGGGGUUCGGCUCCCGUGAAUCUUGGCCAAUUCCUGCAAAUAUUGCCACCGGCGCAGUGUAUUUACAUCCUUAACGUUUUCGGCAUGUAGGAUGGUAUGAGGGAACGACCUGGCAAGCCAAUGGGAAGAUAUGCAUAUUUUAACACACGCUUGUCGAGAUGGAGACAUCAAUGAGAUGACCUGGGAACUCAAAAUCAGACCAAAUUCAUUAGACGACUAAGGACCUUAUUCCAACUGUGUGCAGCAACACUUCAUUCAAACGCUACUUCACUGAGAAGGGCAAUCUCAUUGCUGAGCCAAUGUAGAACCUGCACCUUCAGGAUUGCAUGACUUCUUUCCUUGCCUGGAUUUCAGCACACAGUCAGAUCUACCAGGACAGAGUAUGCCAUCUGCAUCUUUCCACAGAAUUCUACGACCAUUUCUACUUGGCACCUUUCUACUGGGCUGUUUUGUGACUCUGGUUUUGAUGUACUUCAAACCGUCAACUAGCUGGCUAUCAGGUCCUGUAGAGUCAACCGCAUCCACUAUCCAAGUUAAAAAUCUCUUCUCUACCAAGGGUGACAAAAACCUUACCACUGUACUUGUCUGGCUCUGGCCCUUUGGACAGACCUAUGACCUGGGUGUCUGCAGCUCUCUGUUCAACAUCGAGGGCUGUUUCAUCACAGCAGAUCGGAACCUAUAUAAUAAGUCAGAUGGGGUCGUCAUACAUCACAGGGAUAUCUGUACUGAUCUCUCCAACCUGCCCCCCCUUCAGCGUCCCUCCUUCCAAAAGUGGAUAUGGAUGAACCUAGAGUCACCAUCCCACUCCUCUCAGCUGCCCGGUAUUGAAAACUUGUUCAAUUUAACUUUGAACUAUCGUCAGGAUGCUGAUAUCGAAGUGCCUUAUGGGUCGAUUGUGGCGGCCCAAGGGGACGAGGAUUUCGUGCCACCGAGAAAAAGCAAGUUGAUCUGCUGGAUUGUCAGCAACUGGAACCAGGAUCACAUGCGAGUGAAGUACUACAAUGAGCUCUAUAAACAUAUUGAGGUUCACGCUUAUGGACAAGCCUUUGGAGAGUACAUUGCAGAUCAAGAAUACUUUCCUACCAUCGCCAGUUGUAAAUUCUACUUGGCGUUUGAGAACUCAAUUCACAAAGACUACAUCACAGAGAAACUGUAUAACCCACUCUCUGUAGGGACGGUGCCUGUGGUUUUAGGUCCACCAAGACAGAACUACGAGAACUUUGUCCAGGGGGAAGCCUUUAUCCAUGUGGAUGACUUCACCUCACCCAAAGAGCUGGCUGAUUAUCUCCUGCUCUUGGACAGGAAUGAGGAGAUGUAUCUCAGAUACUUUGAAUGGCGACGGCACUUUAAAGUGAAAAAGGCAUACUUCUGGGCCGAACACACAUGCCUCGCUUGUGAUAAUCUCAAAAGGCACAAGGAGUACAAGGCAUUCAAUAACCUUGAUAAAUGGUUUUGGGGUGGAAUCCCUUGAAGGGCCAUGAAAUUGUUGUUUUGCAGUUGGAAGCAUUGCUUUAAGAUAUAUUCAGUCAUGAUGUAUUUGACAUUGUCAUUGACAAUGUUCCAACAUGUUUUUCUCACUGGUUAUAGGGGCCCAAAUAAGCCAUUCUCUUUUUUAUUUUGAUGCCAGACAGAUUUGGUCAGCCUUAAUUUGUCUCUUGCAUUUCAAUUCAAUCAUGAUUUAUGUUGUCAUUUGCAAUGCAUUUAAUAUUUAUUUCAUAAAAUCUCACUUUUAUACAUGACCAAAAGUAUGUGGACACCUGCUCGUCGAACAUCUCAUUCCAAAAUCAUGGGCAUUAAUAUGGAGUUGGUCCCCCCUUUUGCUGCUAUAACAGCCUCCACUCUUCUGGGAAGGCUUUCCCAGAAGCCUUCCCAGAAAAGUCACUGAGCUCUUGAGUAAGGACAUUCUACUGUCAAUAUGUGUGUAUGGAGAUUACAUGGCUGUGUACUCUCUUUUAUACACCUGUCAGCAACGAAUAUGGCUGAAAUAGCAGAAUCCGUUCAUUUGAAGGGCUGUCCACAUACUUUUGUGUUUAUAGGUGUUUAAUCUCUGAAUGUCACCGCAUUUGCUGCUAUUUGUUUUCUAUGAUGUACUGUAACUGUUUUGCUAUGUGGGAAUCGGGCUGGCAUGACAUUUUCAUAUGGCAGUAUACAAUACAUUUUUGAAAUUGAAGAAAUAGUUGUCAUUUAAAAUAUGUACUAUUUAUUCAAUUGAGGCAUUUUAUGAUAGACUUUCCUAUGUGUUAGUGAUACAGUCAUCUAUGCAGUGUUUAUUGAACACAUGGACGUAAUUCAAUUGUGUCAUUUACUGUAAAAUGGAAAUGUGUAUUGUUUGAAGGUAGCAUUUGCACUGCAAAACACACUGACACUCAUCGUUGAUCAUGUAUGUACAGUAAUACAGUGCAGAAAGAAGGAAAGGAAGAUACAUAAAACAAAUAGAUAACUAUUAUGUUAAUAGUGGUUUCUUAGUGAGCAUUAUCACAUUAAAUGCAUUGCAGUUCUAUCAUAUGCUCCAUGAAUAUUUGACUUACAAUGCGAACAUUAUCCAAUUUCAUUUCGAAUGUUUUUGCUCUCAAAUAUUUACACCUAUUGUGGUACAAUGAUGAGAGCACACAUUUGACAUGAAUAAUGAAUCAUAUGCUUAUCUGUGUGGGCUUGUCUAUUGCCAUCUAGCCACAUUGUCUUAAAUAUUCACUUGUAUAUUUUUAACCUUUGAGCAAAUUUCAGUGCAUGAAAAAUAGGAUAACUAUUCAAGCUUGGAUCUGCCCACACAUCUGUGGUUUCAUUGUGAAAGAUUGAAAAUGCUAUUAACUUUCUUAGAUUUUUUUUAUUUAUUUUUUUAUACCAAAGAUUACCUCCAACCUUGAACUUAAACACCACAUAAGGACCUGAGGUGGUAUGUACAUUAUGUACACUACCGUUCAAAAGUUUGGAGUCACGUCGAAAUGUCCUUGUUUUUUAAAGAAAAUAAAAUAUUUGUCCAUUAAAAUAACAUCAACUUGAUCAGAAAUGCAGUGUAUUGAGUGCAGUGUAUUCUUUCAAAAACAAGGACAUUUUGAAGUGACCCCAAACUUUUGAACGACAGUGUAUAUCAUAAUAGCUGUCAUUAUGUCAUGUUUGACUAUAUUAUGAUGCUGGUAUGAUGUAUAGUUCAAAUACAGUGUACCACUUUCGUUGAAGGUUGAAUACACAAACCAUUCAGCAUACAUAAACGAUUCAUAAAAUGUGGCACCCUAAUGACCCUAAUGACCUUCAGAGUGCAUUCAUAUAGUCAUUAUUGAAUAGUAUGUCACAUGACAGGAUAAAUGUGAAAAUAAAAGUCACAUGAACAAAUACAUUUUUGUCAGAACACAUAUUUUUCUUCCCUCUAGAGCGUUAUUAUGUAUCACUACAAAGUAAUCAUGAAUGUUGCCAUUGUUAUACUUUGCUUACUUUGAAUUUAAUUUCCAAAUAUCCAUAGCCAGCAUAAAGCAUAUUCUUGAAAUGGUCUGAAAUAAUAUCCUACCUCUGAUGUUUUUACCAAAAACAGAACACUGUCACCGGCAAUUGUUAAAAGCAAUUUAGCCAUUUCCUUUUGCUUUCCAAAUGUAAAAAACACAAGGUUUACUUACCAUAUACUAUUUCGUAAUGUAAAUGAUAGUGAUCAACCAAAACAAAAUGUUUAUAUUUGUCAUGAAACAAUAAUUAACUGUGGACUAAUGUCACUAAUGACAUGCAGUUGAUCCUCAAAUAUAUGAACCUCAGAGUUAGACUGACCGGUCAACCGAAUGGGGAAAUAUAACUUCUGUUGCUUACAUGCUCUAGAAAUACACCAGAUGUUUACCGUAUCUGGCUAUAUGUUUUGCAAACACAUGUAAAAAUACAAUCAACAAAAGUAAUAAUAAAAGGUUUGAGAAGUUGAAUUUAAAAGUUAAGGACAUUUCAGUGUUCCGAACUACCACCAUUCCCAAUGUUUUCGCAUUUGAGUUCUUUCUGUGGAUGCUUUACGAAUGCACUAUGGAAGGUCUUUUAUAAAUGUGACUUAUACCUUAAUGGAUGUGUUAUGAAUGUUUCUUAUGCUGUUAUGAAUGCUUUAUGUAGGAGUAAUGGAUGUCACUGUGCUUGCUAAGCCGUGCCACUUCCUCCAGCUCACGCCGAGAAAAUAACCUCUGCCUCCAACAACACACGACAACCCUCUUGAAACACCUUGAGCGAGCUGUGCUACCAAAAGGCUACAUCACCAAUGCAGUGCUGCGGGUGGUGCUUUCAAGCCAAGUUCGGGCUUGAUUCAAUCCAUUACGCAGAAGAUCCACAGUAUGGCGCAAUUCAAGUGUAAAGGUAAUUUCUGUUUGAGCCGAACAUACGCAGCGUUUUACCAUGAAUGCAGUGUCCGCAAACACAGGGACAUUGCCUUUAAAUAUCAAUUCGCGCCAUCUUCCACAAUUCAAUCAAGUUAUACAUGCAACCUUCAAAGAUAUUGUCACCUAAAGGGUUACCAUUGAAUCUUAGAGCAAACGGUGUAAACAACUUUCAGGCUGCUUUCAUUUUGUGUGGGACCAUUUGUAUAAAGAGGGUAAAUACGUAUUUUUCUUAUAGACUAUGUAGGGGGAAAAAAACAAUCAUAGCCUCUACAUGUCGAAACGUCACCUUGGCCGACAUUCGUAAUGGUGUGUUCCAUCCUUCAAACAAACUAGUCCACUGACACAGAUCAAUGCCUAUAGGUAGACAAGCGGAAUUCUGUAACUUUCAUUUUAAAAACACCCCACAGCUCUACCAUUAAUUAAAAAGUGUAGAGAGAUUUAAGAAGGCCGUUCAACAAAUGGCUUUUUGUUCCACUGUUCCGGUCUGUGAUUGGUUUAUACUGCUGUGACAUAGGCUAGUUCCAAAGGCUGAAGCAGAGCUGCGCCAGCGGUGCAUUAUAGCCUGCCGCCAGUCAAGUGUGAGCUGCACAGCAAAGUCAAUCAAAGCAGCAAAGUCAAUCUAGCUGAUAUUGUAG
This is a messenger RNA of Oncorhynchus nerka (sockeye salmon), 5091 nucleotides long. Its product is annotated as 4-galactosyl-N-acetylglucosaminide 3-alpha-L-fucosyltransferase 9-like. The coding region runs from base 502 to 1590 and encodes 362 amino acids. Gene Ontology annotation, molecular function: alpha-(1->3)-fucosyltransferase activity. Gene Ontology annotation, cellular component: membrane. The record is from RefSeq and is a predicted model, not a curated record. The transcript is spliced from 3 exons. NCBI's taxonomy places the organism in Eukaryota, Metazoa, Chordata, Actinopteri, Salmoniformes, Salmonidae.